AUGUUGGCAAUGAACUGUUGGCUGAUGUUUGAGGAAGUAAUUUUAAUUAGGUGCUACUGUGACCUUAGAAGUUUUGCCCACCACCUGAUGUAUUCUUCACCUGUUACAUUAUACACAAUUGAAUACAUGCUGUCUGGAUACCUUACCAAUAUAAUUAGAACAAUGACAAUGCAUUGUGUUAACUGUUUAUUUACUGGCAACCACCUUAUUCAUAGUAGAAAUGUUGCAGGGAAAAUUGCUGAGGGUGUGACGUUCCAGAGGAUUUUGGAUGAUGUGAGAGAUUCCAUACAUUGUGAGGAGGUUGAGAGACUGCACCUCCUUACUCGGAAGGAUCUUCACAAUAUCAAAAGGGAAUUUCUAAUUGAUCCUCACCAGUACCAUUCUAGUGAUGAAAUUAGUGUGAGUAUUUUUUUAGAAAGAAUGAAAGACUGUGUUCUGAUGCACAAACAAGCUGGUCAAAACAUGGGAAAUUUAUCGAGUGAAGACACAAUGAUAGUGUUAAUGACACCAUUCCAAAGCGAAUUGCUUAGAAAAUUCGGUUCCAAUAUUGUUUGUGUAGACUCGACACAUUGCACAAACGUGUACAAAUUAUUAGUGACAACAUUGCUAGUUAUAGAUGAAUUUGGGAGUGGUAUUCCAGUGGCAUUUUGCAUUUCUAAUAAAGAGAAUACAGCCAUAAUGACACAGUUCUUUACUUGUGUCAGGGAGAAAGCAGGAGUUAUCAAAUCAACUGUGUUUAUGUCAGACGACACAAAUGUUUUUCGAUGUGCUUGGGCGGGUGUAAUGGGUCUGGCAGAACACAAUUUGCUAUGUACGUGGCAUAUUGACCGCAGCUGGAGAAGCAACUUGAGGAAAGUGCAUGGUGGCCCAAACAAGCAAACGCAGGUUUACAAAGCUUUGCGUAUGCUGUUAGAAGAAGCAGAUAUAGAAAAGUUCAGUGAGUUGCUAGAGUUGUUUGAGAGGGAGCUACAAGAGGACGAAGACACAAGAGAAUUUGGAAUGUAUUUCACAAAUCAUUACGGAUUCAGGCCCCAACAUUGGGCGUAUUGUUAUCGCCGUGAUUUAAACAUAAACACAAACAUGCAUCUGGAAGCCAUGCAUAGAGUAUUAAAGUACUGCUACCUUGAUGGCAAGACCAAUAAUAGACUGGACAAGUUGCUGCUGGUACUAAUGAAAUUGGGUGGACAUACUCAUCGAAUAGAGAAAAUUCAAGAACGGCAUAGAGAAUCCAAAAAAAUUGACAGAGGCCAAAUCACGGCCAAUAGUGAUGGCAAACGAUUUUAUGUGAAAUCUCAAUCAACAAGUGGCAUCACAUACACUGUUACUUUAAAAGCACUAGAAUGCAACCUCAGUUGCAGACUUUUGUGUUGCACUUGUAAUAUUUGCAUUCACAGUUUCUCUUGCUGUUGUCCGGACAAUUUAAUAAAUCUGAACAUUUGUAAACACAUUCAUGCUGUAUCAAUGACAUAUGACUUACAUUUCAGUAAAACAGUCAAAGAGAAAGAAACCACUUCGAUAGAACAGGCAUCUGCUAUUUUGUCCUCAAUGAAAAAGCAAAAUGAUGAGGCAACUGCUUCACGGGGAACACAGUUGAAAGCUAAAUUAAAAGUCCUGCUAAACCAUGUAGAUUCAUUAGAUACUGAAACGGAAGAGACAGUGGAAAAAACAGUUGACCAUUUGCUGUCACUUGUUAACUCUCGCUCCAAGAAAGAAGGUCCACACUGUGCCAGCAAUGAGAAGGUGCAAGUGCAACGCACAUCUAAUAAACAGAACUUCAAUCCAAAAAGUUUGUUUGGUAAACCAACCCUGGCUGAAAAGUUGAAUGUUGCAAGUGCUUUGGUGCAACCCGACAGUGAAGUGUUGAGUGUGCAUGCCUACUGGGGAAACUCGCCAUGUAAAACAAUGAGUAACGCAUCAUACUCGGUACCUCAGGGUGAUGUGGAAAUCCGAGUGUUCUUAAUAAAGAAAAUGUCACUGUUUGUAAAGUGUGAGUAUUCACCAAAAUCCUCCAGUACAAAUGUUUUCCACUUGACAACUGAAUGA
This is a messenger RNA of Schistocerca cancellata (South American locust), 2043 nucleotides long. RefSeq lists its product as uncharacterized. The transcript is spliced from 7 exons. Gene Ontology annotation, molecular function: zinc ion binding. The record is from RefSeq and is a predicted model, not a curated record. Lineage: Eukaryota; Metazoa; Arthropoda; Insecta; Orthoptera; Acrididae. Bases 1 to 2043 code for a protein of 680 amino acids.